Messenger RNA from Salvia hispanica, 3018 nucleotides. The record is from RefSeq and is a predicted model, not a curated record. NCBI's taxonomy places the organism in Eukaryota, Viridiplantae, Streptophyta, Magnoliopsida, Lamiales, Lamiaceae.
UCUCUUCAGGUCUUCCCCUUUUGCAUUGCAUGCACACGCCCUUUUCUCUCUCUAAAUAUAUGUAUGAUGCAUCUAUACAAACAACACAUAUCGCCAUCGCCGCCUAUUUUAUUACUAGAUUUUAAUUCAAUUCUUUUCUCUGCCAGAUUACCCUCUCUGGCCGGGGACCGCCGCCGCCUCUUGCUUUUACUCUGUUUUUUUGUUUAAUCCCCUCCCAAAAUCUCACUUUUAAAAUCAGAGAUUUGGAAUUGGAGUUAUUUCUGUGGGAAAUUGGUCAGUUUGAUUGGAGAUGUUCGCAUGCGGACGUUGAACUUGAUAGAUUUGAAUAGGGGUUUUGAUUUUUAGUUGCUCUGAUUGCCAUUGGGGUUUAAGAUUUGAAUUUCCGAGGAAUGGGGUCAAGGAAUUGCAUGAAUGAUGUGUGCCCUGAGCUGGCGUCGUCUGAGUGGAGGAAAGGUUGGACCUUGAAAUCGGGUGGAUUUGCUACUCUGUGUUACAGAUGCGGAUCUGCCUAUGAGAAUUCGGUUUUCUGUGAAACAUUCCACUUGGAGGAAUCUGGUUGGAGGGAAUGUCGGAUAUGUGGGAAGAAAAUCCACUGUGGGUGCAUUGCUUCAAGAUAUGUACAUGAAUACAUGGAUUUUGGAGGUGUUGGGUGCAUAACCUGUAUAAAGCGUUUGGAAAAACAAUCACUUCAGAUUCCUAGUAAUGUUUCGAAUGGCACAGUUUCUACAAAUGGGAUUAAGGAUGUUCAUCCUGUAAUUGUUGAUAAUCGAAUUGAUGACGACAAGUUUAGCAGUCGGAGACUACUGCAGUUGACAAAGGUUAUAGGUGCAAUUGAUGGUUGUUCAGGUCUUGGGCAACUUACACAUGACGAUCCCUUGCUUAAAAACAGGCAAAGCAGCAAGUUCAUUCCAAAUCUCACUCAACAAAAUUUGCCCUCUACAUUCUUCAAGACAGAUACUAGCAAGCCAAGAGAAGGGGUUCAGAAUAUCUAUGAACCUCUAGCUCAGCCGUCUCUUAAUUUCUCAUUGACGACACCUUCAAGUAGUUCGGCCACUAUUUUGCCUUUUCCUGCUGGGAUUGCUGAAGGAAGCGAACAGUGCAAAGGUUCUUUACGUGAAGCACUCAAUAUUCUACUAAAAUCUCCCAAACCUAGCCCCACUGUUGGGUCCGAGAUGAAUAAAGGAACUGUUUCACAAGUACGUGUUGCUAGGCCACCUGCUGAAGGGAGAGGUCGUAAUCAGUUGCUUCCUCGGUAUUGGCCAAGGAUCACCGACCAAGAACUGCAGCAAUUAUCUGGAGAUUUAAAAUCCAAUAUAGUACCUUUGUUUGAGAAAGUUCUGAGUGCCAGUGAUGCUGGGAAAAUUGGUCGCCUGGUCCUUCCUAAAGCUUGUGCUGAAGCAUUUUUCCCUUUGAUUAAUCAGUCAGAAGGUAUACCAAUAUUGAUUCAAGACAUGACGGGGAAAGAGUGGACUUUCCAAUUCAGAUUUUGGCCUAAUAAUAACAGCAGAAUGUAUGUAUUGGAAGGUGUAACCCCUUGCAUUCAAAAUAUGCAAGUACAAGCUGGUGACACAGUGACAUUUAGUCACAUAGAACCUGGUGGUAAAUUUGUCAUAGGCUGCCGAAAAGCCAUAAACAAUGGUGAUACUCAGGACUCCCAAACUAUCGCCUCAACCAGUGGUGAUUCACCCGGGGGAACAUCAUUUUCUGGCACUAAUGGCAAUCUGCUUUCGAAUGGAGGUAAAACUUCUGGUGAUUCAUUCCAGCAGUCCAUAUCGGAGAAGACGGCGAAGAACAUUAAAAAUAAGAGGCUUCUCAUGCAUACUGAUGAUGCCACGGAGCUGAGAAUAACUUGGGAAGAAGCACAAGAGUUGCUUCGCCCAUUUCCAACUGCUGAACCAACUGUUGUCGUAGUCGAGGACCAUGAAUUUGAAGAAUUUGAAGAACCUCCAAUUUUUGGAAAGAGGACAAUUUACACUUCCGGACCCUCUGAGGAGCGGGGCCAACUGGCUCAGUGUGACAGUUGCUUGAAAUGGCGAAGAUUGCCUGUGCAUGCUCUUCUUUCUGCAAAGUGGACAUGCUCGGAGAAUAUAUGGGAUUUAAAAAGGUCUUCAUGUCCUGCUCCAGAGGAGAUACGACCCGGAGAUCUGGAACCUUUUGUUCCUAGUUGCAAAGAUUCCAAGAGAAGAAAAAUUUCAGAAAAGAAGAUGCCAAAAGUAGGGGAGCCUUCUGGCUUAGAUGCAUUGGCAACUGCUGCAGUUCUAGGAGACAACAUAAGCGACGCAGCUGAGUGUUCGGUGGGGGCUACCACUAGGCAUCCUCGCCAUCGUCCGGGCUGCACUUGCAUUGUCUGCAUCCAACCUCCUAGCGGAAAGGGGAAGCACGAUCCUACGUGCAAGUGCAACGUCUGUCUGACUGUAAGACGCCGCUUCGAGACACUGACGAUGCGCAAGAAAAAAAGGCAAUUGGAACGUGAAGCUGAAGUUUCCCAAGCCAAGGAUAGGGCUUCCGUUAAGAUUGAGCCAGCGAGGGAAGACAUAUCCGUAGACACGAAGGCAAACACAGUGGGGAUGGAAGCCGACAUGGAAGAAGCAAGCACAGGGCAGUUGGACCUCAACUGCGAUCCUCACCGUGAAGACGAGAUGCUUGCACAAACGGCCAAAAUGAGCCUGACAACACUGAUGAAUGCGGUCGCCGUACCGUUGGAUACAUAUCUCGAGCCUACCAGCGUUCAGAAGCAAGAAAAUAUCACCUUCCUCUCUGCAGAUACGGAGGGGAGACAACAACAGUAAAGAGUCACGUUAUAUUAUUACUACUAUUUGUGGUUAUGAAAAACUUGAAACCCACAAAAUUUUGUGUUUUUGGAUUGCAUGCAUGUUUGAAAACCACAGAGUUGAGUUUUCUAGGUCAUAUUUGUUCAUUUUAAUCUAUAGUGAUAUUGCAAAUUUGAGAGAUUUUUGGGUGAUUAACCUUCCAAAGUUGAGUGAUAAUUUUGUGAAGACAAAUUUGUCAUUUUAUCUA